AUUUCAUUUCCACGCCAACCAUCGUGCGCCGCGGUCUGAACGCUCCUGCCACAGAAAAAGAAAAUAAAAGCAAGGAAAAUUCUAAUCGAAUACCAAAUAUCGUGCUUGUGUGCUCUUUCCGCAAUUGAUUUUUUUUAAGUAGUGCAUGACAAUAACCGUUGAGUUGACUCCAACCGAAGUAACCAUAACUGGAAGCUGACAACAGCCAUUGGCCGGAAUCUCAUCUCACACCGAGCGAAAUACGGCGACGCCAGCGUUUAUUUAUUAAAAACGAUUACAUUACAACAAACACCAAAGUCCUGGACAACCGAAGAGAGUGUGGGAGAAAAUCGAAGCAGAGAGCAAGGAGGAGCGCCGUGAGAGCGCGCGCGCAAGGAUUUGAGAUUGCAAAGAGAACUUAGCAAUUAGUUCGCUUUGUUUGUCCAGCCAAACAACAACAACAACCAACCAGCUCCCCAAAACCAACUACACACAUACUCGCUCCCUAAACUAAAACAAUGGACUUUAUUAUGGCAAAUACCGGAGCUGGCGGCGGAGUAGACACACAGGCACAGCUAAUGCAGAGUGCCGCUGCAGCCGCAGCAGUGGCGGCAACAAACGCGGCCGCCGCUCCCGUACAGAAUGCAGCCGCCGUGGCGGCCGCCGCCCAGCUGCAGCAGCAACAGGUGCAACAGGCAAUCCUGCAGGUGCAGCAGCAGCAGACACAGCAAGCGGUGGCCGCGGCCGCUGCCGCAGUGACCCAGCAGCUCCAACAGCAACAGCAGGCUGUCGUGGCCCAACAGGCUGUAGUGCAGCAGCAACAACAGCAGGCGGCGGCAGUGGUGCAACAGGCGGCGGUCCAACAGGCUGUGGUGCCCCAGCCGCAGCAGGCGCAGCCCAAUACGAAUGGCAAUGCAGGAUCGGGAUCGCAAAAUGGCAGCAACGGCAGCACGGAGACGCGCACAAACCUUAUUGUCAACUACUUGCCGCAAACAAUGACCGAAGACGAGAUCCGUUCGCUCUUCUCCAGCGUCGGCGAGAUUGAGUCGGUGAAGCUGAUACGCGACAAGUCGCAGGUCUACAUCGAUCCUCUCAAUCCGCAGGCGCCCAGCAAGGGCCAAAGUCUGGGCUACGGCUUUGUUAACUAUGUCCGGCCGCAAGAUGCCGAGCAGGCUGUUAAUGUUCUAAACGGCCUGCGACUGCAGAACAAAACCAUAAAGGUGUCGUUUGCCCGCCCGUCGUCCGAUGCCAUUAAAGGCGCCAACCUUUAUGUGUCGGGGCUGCCAAAGACGAUGACCCAGCAGGAACUGGAGGCCAUCUUCGCACCAUUCGGAGCAAUAAUCACAUCGCGCAUUCUGCAGAACGCUGGCAACGAUACGCAGACGAAAGGAGUAGGCUUUAUUCGAUUCGAUAAGCGGGAGGAGGCCACAAGGGCUAUCAUUGCCUUGAACGGUACUACACCAUCCAGCUGCACAGACCCCAUAGUGGUAAAAUUCUCCAAUACGCCCGGCAGCACCAGUAAGAUCAUCCAGCCGCAGCUGCCCGCUUUCCUCAAUCCCCAACUGGUGCGACGCAUCGGGGGCGCCAUGCACACGCCAGUUAACAAGGGUCUGGCCCGGUUUUCACCAAUGGCGGGCGACAUGCUGGACGUAAUGCUGCCCAAUGGACUAGGAGCGGCGGCGGCGGCGGCCACAACGCUGGCCAGUGGGCCUGGCGGCGCGUAUCCCAUUUUCAUCUACAACUUGGCGCCGGAAACGGAGGAGGCUGCCCUGUGGCAGCUGUUUGGUCCAUUUGGAGCUGUGCAAUCGGUAAAGAUUGUCAAGGAUCCCACAACGAAUCAGUGCAAGGGCUACGGCUUCGUUUCGAUGACCAACUACGAUGAGGCGGCCAUGGCCAUUCGGGCGCUCAACGGCUACACCAUGGGCAAUCGGGUGCUGCAGGUCAGCUUCAAGACCAACAAAGCCAAGUAGAGCGGCCCAAAUGGAAGUGGACAAGGACGCAGCGGGAGCACCAGCAACCACAACCCAUUAUCUUGAAUCUAAACCUGACCACACAACACACAUAUAUAAAUAUGCAUGGUAUAACGGUAACUAAGCGCAACAAAACAGUAUGUGUACAACACACAAGAAAAAAACAAGAAAGUAGCAGGCAGGAGAAAAUACUCUUUCCACUAAACGACAACGAAACGGCGGAAAUCCCCCUAAAAACACAAAUCUCCUCCCCAAAACCGCCGGCCAAAAGCGUUGCAAUAGAAAAAUUCUUCUUGUUUAGCAUUUAAGUAAAAAACCUUAACUAAACGAAGCGAGCAGAAGAAGUUAUAAGAUCGGGAGAAGCGAAUAGGUAGGGGGUUGAGAAAGAACAAUGAGAUUUUAAGAAAUAAUAUUGCAAAAUGAAAACACACUGUGGCAGUGGCAGCUGUGAAAGGUCAAAGGUUGGCACAGUCGAUCUAGUCACAAAGCAAAACAAAGAAAUCAACCAAACAAACACAAAACACACAAAAACGAAAACAAAUUUAACUUUAUUAGCAAAAAAGAAAAUGAGAAAUUUUAAAAAUUUAUUAACUUUAAGUAAAACGCAGCAAUGAAAUCUUCCAAACAAAAGAAAGCAAAACAGCAAAUCUGUUUGUUACACUUCAACUUUUUCUACCAUAAAAACUUUGAAUCUUGAUACUAAACCUAAAGCAGAAUUAAGAAAAUAGAGGAAUUCAGUGUCUACACUUUAUACAUGUACUGUGCUUACAGGACACCAGUUUGGCUUGAUCAAAGAGCGCAGGAUAAAAAGUAUUUAAGGGGCAAUUAGGAGGAUCGCGCAUAUAAUAGGUAUAUAUGCAUAACAUGGAGGCUGCUACAGUAUUACAAGAAACAUAAAAAUUAAAACUAUAUACUUAAUAAACGAGCACGUUUAAUAAUUCUAAAAAUAUGUGUAUAUUCAUAUGUAUAUGCGAUAAUUCUAUGUUUGCCUAGAUAUACAACUAAAUAUAGAAAUUUAAAGUGUUUUUUAUGUUUUGUAUUUGUUUUCUACACUAAGAAAACGAAACGAAUUCCGAUUGAAUCAAGCCAAACUCAUGUCCCUUAAGCACAAGCAAACUCAGUGAAAACUGAAGAAAAACAUAGAAAUCAUAAAAAAAUGAUUGACAGAAAGCUAGCGACGUGAAAAAAAAAGUAAUACAAUAAUUUAUGCGCAAAUUUAAAAUGUUUUACUGAAGUAAAUAAUUGUUAGUGAAUAUUGAUACUGUAAAUGUGCGCGUGUGCGCACAGGUGCCUGCAGAUAUAUAGUCCGCUAUAUAACGACGCAUGCUGGCGUAGGCACACCUUAUAUACUUUAUAUAAUGUAUAGUUCAAGGAGCAAGUAAGCAUAAACAAAAAAACACUUGCUAAACCAAAACAAUUUUAGCGUUAAAAACCAAGCGUAGCACAAAAAAUUACUACAAAACCAAACAGUAGAGCAACAGCAACCAUUUUUUAUAUAACACAAAAAAGUAAAAUGAAAACAAGUGAAAAGGAAAAUACUCACGAAGGAUGCAAACAAAAGUAUAGCAAAGAGGUUUUUCUAGCUAAGUGAGGUGCUAGAGGACAAAGAAAGCGGCUACGUAUUGACAAGGAUUAAUCCGCAUCCUGCUUAUAUAAGACCCUACAAACCCGUGUCCAAACCUACAACUUUCGUGGAUCUUUUGCGUUACUUUAUCAGUUGAUCUUCUGUAUAUUUCUUUGCUUCUAUGGAUAGUUGAAGCGAGAGAGCAAGACACAGCACACACACAAACAUCAGCAUAUAUAAUUUCGAUUCUGGACUAUAUAUUCCGUAUUUGAAUUUGGUUUUGUUUGAUUUCUUUGUUUGCUUUGUACACAAAUCGAAUUUAAUAAUAAGCUUUUGCAUCCAGCCCAUAAAACCAGUCAGACCCAACCAUGCAUAUUUAUACAAAUGAUUUGUGUUUGAUUUCUUUAUAGAGUUUACCUUAGGAAACCCGACCCAACCCUUUUUGAGUUCACUCUCCAAAUAGCAUAAAUUCUUGACCUAAGUUUCAACAAACAUUGAACAGAAUCCAAAAAGAAAAAUAGGAAUUUAUUUUACUUUUAUUAUUAUUACGUCACCUAGCGCUAUGUGUAAUCACGCGUAUGUAUAUUACCAUAUAUAUAUAUAUAUAUUUUUUUUUAUAAUUAUAGGGUAAAAAAUAUUUUUUGUUUGAACAAAAUUCGCAACAAGAACUCUAGUCAGAAGAUGGAAAACAAGAAUAUUAUUAUGAUGAGGCAGCCGCAUAUAAGGAGGAAUAGUAGAUCAAAACCAAAAGAACUAUGGCAAUUUCUAGCUAAUAAAAUGAUUGAAUGAUUGAUAGAAGCCGCCUGCUCUUCCCUUUCCAAAGAUUUACCCACUUAAAACCUCUAAGCAAAAGAUAAGCGAGGCGAACGGAAAGCGUCAAAGGAGAUUUCCAGAUGAAAAUGCAAUACAUUAUACACAAUCAACUAGUUUAUUUAUAUAACAUACCCACAUAAGAACACACUGUGGGACAGGAGAACAGAAUAAAAUCUUGUGAAAGCUAGGAAUGUACUUGAUUUUGUUUAGUUCGUAUUUCUGUCAUCACAUAUUUUUACACGCAACACAGACACAAUUCUUAAUUUAAUUAAUUUAAUGUAUACUUAUUUUUUUUGUCACCGAUGAUCAAAUUAAUUGUAUUAAUUAUAAUUAUUGUGCAAUAGUUUUAAAAUGCAACUGAAGGCAAAACACAACAACAAAUUUUCAAGUAUCUCAAAUUAUAAUUUCAUUAGGCGAGGAAAACGAGAAAUGAAAUAUUUGAUCUUAUGAAACAUAAUUGUAUGAUUACUCUAUACACACCGCAAAACAAGAAAGAAAUGCAAGCCCAGCAACAAGAACAAAAUUUAAAAAUAUAUAUACAACAAUUAUUUUUUAAGCGAAAUUGUAUAUGUAUCACAUGCAUAUACAUAUUAAUAUCUCAUAUUUUUUCUUUACCAAUUUACCUAUUAAGUAAGCAAAGAGCCAAGAAAACAAACGAAAACGAAACAAAAAAGAUUAUUUAUUGUAUUUUAUAAUUACGUAAUUUUAUUUAAUUCAAUUUGAAUUAUAUAUUCCCUUGAUUUGAACAAAGCUACAAGAAACAAGAAGAUAAUGAUAUGAUAAAGAAUUAGUCUAAUUAUACACACAACACAAGAGCAGAGACCCAAAAAGAUAGAUAGAGAGAGAGAUAGAGAGAGAGAGAGAGAUAGAACGAGCUACAGAAGUCUAUAUAAAAUCUAUAACUUCCAAACUCUCUCUCCUCCCAUUCUCCCCUUUUCUCUUAAUAUGUCUCUUUUUACUCUAAUGUGCGGUUUAUAUAUUUAAUUUUGUACGUUGUAUUUUAUUUCGUUCUUCAUUUCAAUUUUGUUUUACCAGAAACCUUUUUGUGUUUCAGCUUCAGUUUAAAAUUAUGAUUUUAUGCUAAACCUACUUGAAUUGUCACAGCAACAAUAACACAACACAGCUAUUUAGUUGAUAUUCUAGCUAUAUACGAUCUGUGCGUAUGUUACUGCAAACUCCUGUGAAUUCUAUCGAAUGAAUAUUUAUAUUUUGAUUAUUAUUAUUUAGUAUGGCCUAUUUUUUUUCGGUUUGUGUAUUUUGCUUUUUGUCUAAUUUCGCAACGAACAUGUUUACUCUUAUGAUUUUAUUUGAUUUCCGCACCAAACAAGUAAAAAAAACCCAAGAAAAAUUUUCUUUCAAUAAAAAGAAAUCUUGAUGAAAAUUUUAGCAUCAUUUUUAUUUGUUAUUUUUUGGUUUUGUUUGUUUUUAAAACUGUACGAUUUUCGAUUAACAACCACUUCUUUCCCGAAUCCUAUACUUGUUUCCCUCUCUGUCUAUCUUUCUCUCUCGCUCUCUCUCUAAUUUAAAAACCUUAAGUCCUCUGACAGUCACAUGAAGAAGAUGAAGGAAUCGAUCUAGUCAAGGCCCAUCUAACAAGAGGUGCCAUCGGAAUCCGUUGAUCUCAGCUAAAAAGACAUCCCCAGACAUUCCCAGUCGUGUUUGGUUUAGUCCUCGUAACUCCACGAUUUAAGGGGGUAUCCCCCGUGUAAAAACAGCCCAAAGAUAUGCAUUCCAGUUUUUGUUGCUUGGUGUAGACUCUGCCAGUUGCGAUAUUAUUUGUGUGCAAACAAGAAUACUUUUAAUUUGUGUAAUGCCAUUAUGUUUAGCGCUUAUGAUAAAUGAAUCUCAUAGUUUAGUUUAGCGGAGGAAGUACGGCCACCUCUCCCUUAAUUUAUAUAUUUGUGGGGAUAUAUUGCAACGAUUUCUGUGUAUGAUUUUGUCCUGCAUUUCUGUAUUGCUUAAUUCUGUGUAAUUUUUGUAAUUCUUAGAGCACAGUUUAUCUAUCAUUUCGAUGGGCAGAGAACUGGAGAUGCUUAGCGAUAGCAUUAACGAAACACAAAGGAUACCUUUACCAAUCAUUAACAAGUAUAUAAAUAUACCAUUCUAUAUAUUAUUAUGAUUAAAAUAAUGACGACGUCGAUGGCGAGAAAGAGGAAACUAUUUAAUUUAUUUUAUUAACAUAUUUAUAUCGAUUAAUUAAUUAAUAAUAUUUAUCACAUUUCAAAUGAUAUUUCAAAAUGGAAAACACUAAAAAAACGAAUACAAGCAAAUGAGAAAAAGAUAUUAAUAUUAUAAAUGUAUUUAAAAAUAUACGAUUAUGAGUUUUUCUUGCUUUUUGCAUAUAUAUGUAUUUCUCUCUAUAUAAUCCAUAUCAAACACACCAAACUUUUGUUUCAAGAUUAAGUUGGUUUAUUUUAGUUUAAGUUCAGACUAUUUUGGAUAUUCUUUCAAAGUUAGAAUUGAGUUCAAAUUUUAAAAUUGUCUUUUGUACACUAUAGGUUGGGUGUUCUUUGCGUCAUCAAUUUUAAAAAUAAUUUUUCAUCUCAGAAAGGUUUUGGUUGAUUUACGGUUCCUUUCUACCAACUAUAUUUUGUACAGUGUAUGUCAUACUAACACACACCCACUUACACACCCAAUUCCCUAAGUUUGUUGUGUGUUCUCUCUCGAAAAGAGUAUGCCCUUUGUUUGCUCUUAUGAUUUCGCUCAGAGUAUUUUCACGUACGCUUUUUUGCUCCCAGUGUAUUGAGCCAGCUGAGAAGGAAGAUAAAACUAUGAAGAUGAUGAUAUGGUAUUGCGUUAUAAGGAAGACGAACUGCUCCGAUUUUGGCAUUUAAGUUGUUCCCCUUUCGUUCCUUCCGUUGUGCAUAUGUGUGCAAGUAUACACAUGUAUUUAUAAAUAUAUUAGUAUUUAUUAAUGGAUAUGUAUAAGGGCAUACAUACACAUCUAUUACCGAUCGAUAUGUAGCCAAUUUUGGUUUCCGGAGUUCCGGUUUUAAGUUUGUUGUUGUCGUUGUUAUACAUAGUAUUGUACGUAUCCUCACUUACUAUUUUUGUUUCGUGUGAUUUUCGGUAAGUAAUCGGAGAAGAGCGCAUCGAUGAUCGGAAAAAGUCUAACGCCGAUCUCAACUAAUUUGGGCACACAUUUUUUCCUAAUAAACAUUUGGCAGCAAAACUGAUGAUUUCUCUAAAUGUUUUCUUUCUCGUUUUAUUGAUCUGUUUGUAGCAAAAUAAAAACUGUAAAGCUAACACAUGCAUAUCCUGCAGCAAAAAGUAUAAUAAUUUAUAAAGAAUUUUCUAAUUUAUUUCUUUCUCUUGAUUUAUUUCCAGGUGUGUGUUAUUGUUGUUCGUUCGAUUUUGAAUUGAAUUUAUGAAAAAAGAAACAACCAAAAACCAUUUUCAAACACAUUUCUUCAAGUUGAAUUUCAAUUAAAUUAAUUGAUUACUUGGUUAAAGCGAUAAUGAUUGUGUACAUAUUUGAUUGAUUAACACGUAAUAUUAACUGUACUUAUUUGAAGCAUAUACCACAGAUGUCCACAGAUCCCAGUCCUUUAUUCCAAAUCCCGGAACUCCCACCAAUCGAUGCACAUACAUGAUUUGUAUUCCACACACACGUACACAUACAGGAAUCACUUGCGUUUCGAAUUGUAUUUUCAAUAAGAAAAUCUAAGCGAGCAACAGAUUAUUUUGAAUUUCAAGGAAUUGGAAAUUAAAGGCUUUUUCUAGUAUAUAGAUUUAAUUUUUAACCAGCAAAGCACAAUCCACCGUCUUCACAAUCACUAUUUAUCAGUAUUUAGGGUAGUCAGACUAAUAUACAGCGAACUUUUAAAACCUUGCUAACGUUGAGUCAGCAUUUUUUUUUACAUAUACCCAGAUGCCUUUUAUCUUUUAAAACAUUAAACAUAAAAUAUGAUUGAUUGAUUGGUAUUAUUUAAAAGAUUUCAUAUUUUUCAAAUACAAUCGUAGUACGCGUGAAUGUAUUUAUCCUGUGUAAGAUAUAUUAUUUGGAGUUAUACUCGAUUGAGUAAGCAAAUUAAUAUAUUUCUUGAGUUAAUUAGGAAUCUCCGACUGAUGUAAAUAAAUCUGAUUUCGAUUUUCAUUCUUAUUUCGGUUUUCAUCUUGUGCCAGUCAUUCGUCCGUACAGUGUGAUAAUUUGUGAUCUGUCAUAUAUACAUGCUCGUAUAAGGAAUAUUUCUAGUAAUAAACCUUUGUUGUACAUUUUAAGUUCGAGUCAAGAAGAAUUUAAGUUUUAUCCCAAUGCCAAUAGGCCGAAGUGCAAAGGCUCCGACCACGCCAACCCCCCACCCCGUGGUCUUAUAUGUAAUGUCUAGUUAUAGAGCGCUAUAUAGAUACGAUUUUACAUCGUGAAAACGUAGAGCUGAAAUCUUUGUUUCAUUUCCGGGAUACCCCGCAACUUCCUUAUUUACAUUGUGAUCUCUGAUUUAAUCUUUCUUCAGUUGACAUUUUAAACACCCUUUCGACUGACUUUCCAAAACCGAAAGAAAAACCGAACUGCCCAAGGCAAAAAGCAAUGUGUAAAUUGAAUAAUCUAAAUAAAUAAGCAAAUUAAAGGUUGAUAGCAACUACACGCAAAGACUGAGGCAAGCACAAAAAAUAAAAAUGAAACCAGAGAAAAAUCGAAAAACAGAAGUCAAAGCAGAGUCAAUAAAGCGAAAUAAGUCAUAGUACGUUAAGGCAACUGUGAUAAGGCGAACAAACCCCCCGCCAAGAACCCCUCUUCAGCAAACCACCACCCAAAAACAAAAAAUAUAUAUAUUAAGUACAAUACAAUGGAAUAAAUGACACUAUGACCGAGAGACUUACUUGUCUAGCCGUAAGACGAUCUCUGAAAUAAUGUACUUUUUGCGCUGCGUUGUGUAUUGGUGUUUUCGGGUUAACUCACUCAAACAUGAUGUAGUUCUUAUACCAAGUUUGAUUUGAGGUAUUGAUUAAUAAUGUUUUUGCCCUCAUCUUUGACUGACGAGACAUUUUUUUGAAGAAAAUCGGACACAGACAUUCAAAUCCAGUGUAAAAAGCGCAUUAUUCGUACACUCACCAGUUGGGCGCGAUUUCCUGGAGGCCAGCGUGCUGCCAGGUGUUACGGAGCUGUUCCAACAGAAAGGAUACAGGCAUCCCAUGGAUGUUGCCCGACUGCGAGGUGCUAUGCAGAUUGAUGUCCGCAUGUGCGUCGAUCCACACCAGGGACAAAUUCGGCGUGUGUUGCAGGUGCCCGGCCACGGAUCCUGCAAUACGAUUCCGUUAUGGAUUCUAUCAUUGGACGUAAAAUCGAGAUUGGUCACUCACCGAAGCCGAUCGCAUGAUCACCACCAAUGGCUAAAAACUGCGUGUUCUCCACGAGCAUGAGUUUCACCUGUUCAAUCAGUGCCCGAUUGCAGGCCAUGAAGUCCGCGUAGUUUCGGAUGUGGUGAUAGUGCACACGCUGCUGCUGGAGAAGGGGCUCGUCUACGGCGUACUGCAGAUUUCCGUAGUCCCGUAUCACCAGGCCAUCUGGUCAAUAAAAACAAAUAUAUGAGAUCCAAACUGAAAGGGUUGUUUUAAUUACGAAGGAAAUAUUCUGCGAUUGACCAGUUGUUCCCUUCUAAUGCUUUUCUAGGCCAGCGAUUUUCAAAAUCCAACAAAACGUUUUCCGUAGCCGAACCCAUUUCAAAGUUCGAAAGCUGAAGGGAGGUAGCUGACUCACCAUGACUGCUCUGAAGCACCUGACGCAGACUGCUCUGCCGGAGAAGAUCUGGCGCCAGUUCCACGCCCUGCUUGGCCUGCCCCUUUGCGAAGGGCACUCCAAUGAUGCCUAGAGAUUGCUCAGGUUCCCUGGGCGCAGUGCUUCCGGUGCUCUUGAGCCGGUGGAGGCGGAGAGACCUUGAGGCAAAUUUACGGCUCCACCACAUUUUGCAUGUGAUCUAGGAUCUCUUAGAUUGGAUCUGCUCGCAAUGCUGUAAAAUCCACGACUGCGAGGCCGGGAAUGAAUGAGACAACAACGACGGCGACACAACGACAAUGAGCACGAAUGCCAACUAUCUAUUGGGUUCUGGACCCCCUGAUAAAGCUUGAGCGACAGUUCAGCUGGGAUCGGCGGACAUUGUAGUUGCUGUAUGAGUAAAGUGAGAGCCACUGGAUGGGCGAUAAGGCGGCUAUCGCCAGAUGACCUUGAUCCUGGCUCGGACG
Molecule: messenger RNA, 10506 nt
Organism: Drosophila melanogaster (fruit fly)
Lineage: Eukaryota; Metazoa; Arthropoda; Insecta; Diptera; Drosophilidae
Gene: elav
Product: embryonic lethal abnormal vision
Exons: 3
Coding region: 498-1949 (483 amino acids)
Biological process (GO): regulation of mRNA processing
Cellular component (GO): ribonucleoprotein complex; nucleus
Molecular function (GO): poly(U) RNA binding; nucleic acid binding; RNA binding
Source: RefSeq, marked reviewed